AUGCCUCGCACCAACGAAGUCCACGCUCCCGGCACCUGGUUCAGCACCAUCCCUCGUUCCUUCGAGGAAGUGCCGAUUGAUACUGCCAACGGCAACGCUAUUUCGACCGUGGAAUUCCUGGAGGCUGCAGGAUCCUUGGUCACUCUGUUUGAUGUGAUUGGAGGCGUUGGCUUGGCCGCGGUCAAGAGUGAUCUGACGGGAAACAUUACGAAAGUUCAAGAGCGGUACAACAAGGCUCCUGCGGAAUCCCAGACUCUGCAGGAUCUGGUCCGAAAUGAAUUAAAGUCCGGACAACACAAGGCGACCGAGGGACUCCUUUGGCUCGUUCGUGGCCUUCAAUUUACCGCCUCUGCCCUCCGCUUGAGCAUCAACAACCCCUCCGAGGAACUCAACGCCUCUUUCCUGGGAGCCUACAAGGCCCCUGGUGGACUCAGCACUCACCACGGCUACCUGAUCCGCAAGGGUACCGAAGUUGCGAUCAAGUCUGGUGUGCCAUACCGCAAGGAUUUCUACGCCAAGUUGGGUGAGAACCAGGCCGAAGUCAACAUCGCCCUGGAGAAAGAGGUCAAGGCGUUGGAGAAUGUGGUCGACAUUCUGCUGAAGUUCCAGUCCACCCCUGAGGCUCAGUGGAAGUAG
Molecule: messenger RNA, 636 nt
Organism: Penicillium oxalicum
Lineage: Eukaryota; Fungi; Ascomycota; Eurotiomycetes; Eurotiales; Aspergillaceae
Product: GLTP domain-containing protein
Exons: 4
Coding region: 1-636 (211 amino acids)
Biological process (GO): ceramide transport; intermembrane lipid transfer
Cellular component (GO): cytoplasm; cytosol; membrane
Molecular function (GO): ceramide 1-phosphate transfer activity; ceramide 1-phosphate binding
Source: RefSeq, a predicted model, not a curated record